Ixodes scapularis (black-legged tick) is the source of this 2085-nucleotide messenger RNA. RefSeq names its product probable methylmalonate-semialdehyde dehydrogenase [acylating], mitochondrial. The coding region runs from base 408 to 1979 and encodes 523 amino acids. Gene Ontology annotation, biological process: L-valine catabolic process; thymine catabolic process. NCBI's taxonomy places the organism in Eukaryota, Metazoa, Arthropoda, Arachnida, Ixodida, Ixodidae. Gene Ontology annotation, molecular function: malonate-semialdehyde dehydrogenase (acetylating, [NAD(P)+]) activity; methylmalonate-semialdehyde dehydrogenase (acylating, NAD+) activity. The record is from RefSeq and is a predicted model, not a curated record. Gene Ontology annotation, cellular component: mitochondrion. The transcript is spliced from 13 exons.
GAGGAGGUUGCUAAAUCUCCUUGGGUUUUGUGGUUUAGUCAGUUUAGUGAAGUGGAGUGGAGAAGCGACAAUAAGUACAGCGGACGAACGUGCUGAGAAACCAAUUAAAUAAACCAACUAAACAUGUUUUAUCGCACUACCAGCUAAAGCAGCAGCAGUACAGCAGCGCAAGGGUGGAUAUCACGAUAUCACUUGCACAGGUUGCACAAUCAACCGUAUUUCUGUAAAACGCUUACGUAAUCAAAUCACGUAACCUUGAACGCUGAAGCCGGCGGGGUGGAAAACUGGAAACGAAACUAGCGAUCGCACUGACGACUGGUGGCGCCAGUGCAAUUUUCCAUCGGUUCUCUUCAUGGUUUUCAGGUUUUCAUUUCUGGUUUCGUCGGAUUAGCGUGCAUGUGGUGAGGAUGGCGGCUCUGCUGUGUUCGUCUUGCAAGCCCCUGGCCGUUGGCCGGUUCCUGACACGUGGAUAUGCGGCCGCAGUGCCAAACACAAAAAUGUUCAUCAAUGGGCAGUUUGUCGAAUCCAAGACCACGGAAUGGGUGGAUCUCAAAAACCCGGCCACCAAUGAGCUGAUCACCCGUGUUCCCAAGUGCACAAACGCUGAAAUGCAUGAGGCCGUUCGUUCGGCCAAGGAGGCCUUCCGUACCUGGUCUCAGACGUCCAUCCUCACCCGCCAACAGUCUAUGUUCAAGCUGCAACAGCUCAUCAAAGAAAACAUGAAAAGACUGGCGGCCAACGUGACGGAGGAGCAGGGCAAGACGCUCGCCGACGCAGAAGGGGACGUUCUGCGUGGACUGCAGGUGGUGGAGCAUGCCUGCGGAGUAACGUCGCUGCAGCUCGGCGAGACGCUGCCAUCCAUCACCAAGGAUAUGGACACCAUGUCAUACCGCAUUCCGCUCGGAGUCACCGCGGGCAUCACCCCUUUCAACUUCCCAGCCAUGAUCCCACUCUGGAUGUUCCCGCUGGCCCUGGUCUGCGGGAACACCAUGGUCCUCAAGCCUUCGGAACGUGAUCCGGGCUGCACAAUGAUGUUGAUGGAGCUGCUCAAGCAGACCGGGGUUCCCGACGGAGUGGUGAACGUCAUCCAUGGCACGCACGACGCUGUCAAGUUCAUCUGCGACCAUCCUGACAUCAGGGCCAUCUCUUUUGUGGGCUCUGAUCAAGCGGGCAAGUUCAUCUACGAGCGUGGCUCCAAGAAUGGAAAGAGGGUUCAGUGCAACAUGGGAGCCAAGAACCACGGGGUGGUGAUGCCGGACGCCAACAAGGAGUACACCCUGAACCAGCUGACGGGCGCCGCGUUUGGCGCCGCGGGCCAGCGAUGCAUGGCACUCUCGACGGCAGUCUUCGUGGGCGAGGCCAAGAACUGGAUCCCCGAGCUGGUGGAGAGGGCCCGGAAGCUGAAGGUGAACGCUGGCCAUGAGCCGGGGGCCGAUUUGGGGCCGGUCAUUUCGCCCGAGGCCAAGGAGCGCAUCUGCGACCUUGUCGAGAGCGGGGUCAAGGAGGGGGCCAAGCUGCUGCUUGACGGCAGGGGCAUCGUGGUGCCCGGUUACGAGAAGGGAAACUUCGUCGGCCCCACCGUCCUGGCGGACGUCACGCCCCAGAUGCGCUGCUACCAGGAGGAGAUCUUCGGGCCAGUCUUACUCACGCUGUCGGUGGACAGCAUGGACGACGCCAUUGCGCUCAUCAACAGCAACCCGUACGGAAACGGCACCGCCAUCUUCACCACCAACGGCGCCACAGCCCGCAAGUACACCCAGGAGAUCGACGUGGGACAGGUCGGUGUAAACGUUCCCAUUCCUGUUCCACUGCCGAUGUUCUCCUUCACCGGAUCCAGAGGGUCCUUCCUGGGAGAUGCCAACUUCUAUGGCAAGGCGGGUGUCAACUUCUACACCCAACUGAAGACUGUCACGCAGCUCUGGAGGACGCAAGACUCUACCCAUUCCAAGGCCGCCACUGCAAUGCCUGUCAUGCGCUGAAUCUCGUACAUACUCUAGUUGCUCACGAGCCAAGCAAGGGGACACACGAUGGAUUGACUUCGAACUUAAAUUUUUGGUAAAAUAAAGACGAAUCAUUUAGUGUUCA